This is a messenger RNA of Aspergillus sclerotioniger CBS 115572, 1632 nucleotides long. RefSeq names its product Zn(II)2Cys6 transcription factor. The coding region runs from base 1 to 1632 and encodes 543 amino acids. Gene Ontology annotation, molecular function: zinc ion binding; DNA-binding transcription factor activity, RNA polymerase II-specific. Gene Ontology annotation, biological process: regulation of DNA-templated transcription. Lineage: Eukaryota; Fungi; Ascomycota; Eurotiomycetes; Eurotiales; Aspergillaceae. The transcript has 3 exons. The record is from RefSeq and is a predicted model, not a curated record.
AUGCAUUCACCAGCUUCAGAAUCCAGACGACGCCGGAUCAAGAGCAAGCGAUCCAGGGCCGGAUGCCGCACUUGCCGAGCCCGCCAUAUCAAAUGUGACGAAACCCCAGGAUGCUGUCGCAACUGCACCUCCACCGGCCGCUCUUGCGAUGGUUAUGACAUGCAUCGACUACCAGCAAUGAGCAAAUCCCUGGUAAAGCUUCUCGGGGCCUCCCAGAUCGCCGUCGACAUCGGGAAUGGUUUUCGCUGGGCCAUGACCUCGGACGAACGUCGCUGCUUCAGCUACUUCCAACACCACUCGGUGCCCACCUUUUGCGAGACAGUUGACUCCUCGCUCUGGCAGCGCCUGGUCCUACAAAUGGCCCAGUCAGAUCCCGCGGUGUAUCACGCCGCCGUCGCCCUCAGUGCCCUACAUCAAGACUCCGAAGCCAAAGCCAUGCCGCUAGCUGCUGACAUCCCCGCCCACCAAGACACCUGGCCGCGCUUUGCCCAAGAGCAGCUCGGACGCGCAUUUCAAAUCCUCACUCGACGCCGUGCCUCACAUGAUCCCCGACUCCGCGACAUCACCUUGCUCUGCUGUUUAUUAUUCGUUCUGUCCGACCUGCUCCGGGGGCAAUACGACGGCGCCUUCGCCCAUCUACAAAGUGGCCUCCGCAUUCUCCAAGAACUCCAAGCAGAAAGAGAGCUCGUCGCGCCCACGCCCCGCCAGGAACAAGUCGAACAGUGUCUCGUCGCAGCCUUUGCCCACCUGGACAUCACCUCCGCACACUUUGGCGUCGGCGCACCCCUACUCUGCAUCGACGUCCUCCCCAGGGAACCCCACCCCCACCCCCACCCCCAUUCCCCCAUCCCCUUCCACACCCUCCGCGAAACCCGCGACGCACUCCAUCUCGUUCUCAGCGCCUCCUACCGCUUCAUGGUUCCCUGCAUGGGGAUGUCCGAGACAGAAAUAGCAGAGAACUACGGCCCCAUCCUCUCCGAACAACUCGACAUCAUCUCCCAAAUCACCCACUUCUGGGACUCCUUCUCCCCCUUUUAUUACACUUCCUACCCCCACAUCUCCCACAUAGACCAGAGAAGCGCCGAAAUAAUCCACCUCCAAUACAUCGGGCUCCUCGUAUCGGUGAAAACCUGCACCUUGGGCCGCAACGAAUCCGCACUGUCCUAUUUCACACCAGAGCUGGAAACAAUCGUUGCCCUAGCUGAGAGCAUCUUAGACCGAUUCCCCAAACGCCCCACCAUCAGCGUAGACUUCGGCAUCAUCGCCCCGCUAUAUCACCCUGCGCUCAGUUGUCGGGAUUAUACCGUUCGAUGGCGCGCUAUCAAGCUCCUCCGCGCGUGGCCUCAUCGCGAAGGACCGUUUGAUUCGAAUUGGAUUGCCUCGUUGGCGGAGGAGGCGCUGCGAUUGGAGUUAUUGUCUCGGCCAGGGGAUGGUUUGGAUAUUGGGUUUUCAUUAAGUGGAUUGGAAGAUGAUGAUGAAUUCUCGCCGAAGCGGAUAUUGACAUGGAUUCACUAUCGACAUUCGGCUUAUCCGAGCCAGAUAGCUGAUUCCUGUUACAUGGUCUUCGGCGAUUAUAAGCGAAUAACCGAACAAAUCCCGGACAGCCAUCGGUAUCACCUUGCAGAGAUGUAA